Molecule: messenger RNA, 3409 nt
Organism: Drosophila erecta
Lineage: Eukaryota; Metazoa; Arthropoda; Insecta; Diptera; Drosophilidae
Gene: Mco1
Product: laccase-2
Exons: 5
Coding region: 274-3168 (964 amino acids)
Biological process (GO): iron ion transport
Cellular component (GO): plasma membrane
Molecular function (GO): copper ion binding; oxidoreductase activity
Source: RefSeq, a predicted model, not a curated record
AGUUUUAGCGCGUUUUCUUCGGCGCGCCGUUGGCUAUCUUCAAAAGCGCCUUAGUUGCAUUCGAAUCGCGUUAGUUGUGGUUUAAGCGGCGAGCGGUACGCAUCUCCAGUAGAUGGUUAAUAUUACGGCAAUUUGUGCUAAAAAUCAACAACAACUUCCGCAUAAACAUAUAAAAUAGCUCCUAAAAUAUUCAAUAAAAGACAAGCGAAGCCAGCGAAAAAAAAGCAGCCAGCAACAAUUGGGAUAAAAACCAAAACAAUAACCUCAAAUUGAAUGAGCGUAAGCCAUAAUUAUGACCAAAUGAGCCAGCCAACAACGACAACAGCAACAACAACAGCAACGCAAACAAAAGCAACGAAAAGGCCAAGCAGAUCCAACAACAAAAUGCCGGUUGUCAACAGCAGAGUAGCAGAGUUAUCUCGGAUAACAGUCUUCUUAACAGCGCUGCUGCAGUUUGCGAGCUACUCCAGUGGCUUGCAAACUGUAAGCGAGGCAGCAGAUGAAAGUACCGUCUGCCUGUACCAAGAGUACAACGCCACCUACCGAAAGGAGAUUGGCGCGGUGUGGUUUGCCCCAAAGGAUCCCUGUUUGGUGUACUCCUGUGCAGCUGGCGUGGCCAAGGAUCCACAGGCGCACAUUGUGGCCACCCAAGUCGAUUGCAAUGAGUUCUACUGCGAAGUGGGUUCCGAGCUGCGUAGUGCCGAAGGCAGCUGUUGCGGGGAGUGUGUAAGGACCCACUGCCAACACAACCACACCCUGUACGCAGUGGGCGAGUCAUGGCACAAUGAUGCCGAUUGCACGCUCAUCGAAUGUGGACGUCUGGAUAAUGGCCAAAUCGUAAUGAAUACAUACAACAGAAAUUGUCCGGCUUUGACUGAAGAUUGUCCAGCUUCAAGAUUGGAGGAGCGCAACUGCUGUCCCUACUGCAGGCCCCUCAAAGCGAGCAGGAUUGAGCAGCUGCAGGAUAAUGAAGAGGAGAGCAGCGAUGAUAUUUGGACAGCCGAAUGGUAUCGCAACCACCCCUGCAACCGGGAUUGUCAGGUGGGAGCCGAACCCAUGACCUGCCGCUACAAAUUCGUGGUGGAAUGGUACCAGACUUUCUCCAAGGCCUGCUACGAUUGUCCUCGUAAUCUGACGGAUUGCUCCCGACCACAUUGCGUCAUGGGCGAUGGUCUGGAGCGGAGCAUCACUGUGGUCAAUCGAAUGAUGCCCGGACCAUCGAUUGAAGUCUGCGAGGGCGAUGAAAUAGUGGUCGAUGUGAAGAAUCAUUUGCUGGGCGAGAGCACAUCGAUUCACUGGCAUGGUCUGCACCAGAAAAAGACGCCCUACAUGGAUGGUGUGCCCCACAUCACCCAGUGUCCAAUUACCCCGCAUGCGACCUUCAGGUAUUCCUUUCCUGCCGAUCUCUCGGGCACCCACUUCUGGCACUCGCACACGGGAAUGCAGAGAGGUGAUGGAGUCUUCGGUGCCUUGAUCAUCCGGAAACCAAAGACAGCCGAACCCCAUGGCGGACUCUACGACUUUGAUCUCAGCGAACAUGUGAUGAUUGUCCAGGACUGGAUCCACGACACGGGUGCCAGCAUAUUCUCCUAUCAUCAUCACUCCCGCGGUGACAACAAGCCACACAACCUGCUCGUAAACGGCAAAGGACGUUACUACAACCGCAUUUGGGCGGAAGCGAAGCAAACCCAUCGAAGAGCCGAGGGGAGGAGCACUCAGUCCGUGGAACCGCUGCCCAAAUCCCAGGUGGACUUCGUUCAGACACUACCAAGACAAGCUCGAUUGGCGAAAACUAAUAGCACCAAACUGUAUCCGGUGAAUUCGCGACAAAAGAGGGGUAAUCUGAAUGAGAUACCCUUGGAACUAGUGCCCCAUCAGGUUUACACAGUGCGGAGAGGAUUUCGUUACCGCUUCAGGAUUAUAAAUGCGGAGUAUUUGAACUGUCCAAUAGUGGUUUCCAUAGAUGGUCAUAACCUGACGGCCAUAAACUCUGACGGCUUUGAUAUCGAGGCAAUGGACGUGGGCUCUAUAGUUACCUAUGCCGGUGAGCGAUUUGACUUUGUGCUGAAUGCCAAUCUUGAGGUGGGAAACUAUUGGAUUCGGCUAAAGGGUUUGAUGGACUGCAGCGAAGUGUUUACCUCCGCCUUUCAAGUGGCCAUCCUUCGCUAUGAGGGAGCUCCGGAUGAGGAGCCCACUGCGGAAUUGAGUUACGGCCACAAGGCUGAGGGCAUCGAACUGAAUGUGAUGAACCGGGGUCCUGGAUAUCCGGACACCAAAACCGUGGCGGAAAUGAGGGCUCUGCCCAUAUAUGAUCAUGUAUCGGGCAUCGAUCACGAUACUCUGAAGCCGGAAGCGGACUACAAGUUCUUUAUCUACUACGAUUUCUAUACAAAGAACAAUCCCGACUUUCACGAUAAGGAUCUAUAUGCCAUGGACAUGGAGAUGACCCAGCAGAAUCGCCUCUACACCCCCCAACUGAACCAUAUUACCUUGAAGUUUCCUUCGCUGGCACUGCUUCCUUCUAGAAGUCAGCUAAAGGACUCGGACUUCUGUAACGAAACGAGCCUAAUGGACCAGGGUAUCGAUUGUCGCCAGGAGUUCUGCAAGUGCCAUCAUGUCCUGCAGGUUCCCUUGGGCGCCGUGGUCGAGAUGAUCAUCGUGGAUGAGGGCUUCCAGUACUACGCCAAUCAUCCCUUCCACUUGCACGGAAACGCCUUCAGAGUCAUGGGAUUGGAGCGUUUGGGCGAGAACGUCACCAUUGAAAUGAUAAAACAACUGGAUCAGUUCAAUCUACUCAAGCGGAAUCUGGACAAUCCCCCCGUGAAGGACACAGUGACUAUUCCAGAUGGAGGUUAUACCAUCAUCAGAUUCGAGGCCUCCAAUCCGGGCUACUGGCUUUUCCAUUGCCACAUCGAGUUCCAUGCCGAAAUCGGCAUGGCUCUGGUCUUCAAAGUGGGUAACGACGAUCAAAUGGUUCCGGUGCCAGAGAACUUUCCCACCUGCGGUGAUUAUAAUCCAGACCUAAGAUCUGACGGGGGCACCACGGAAGAUUCGGCAUCCAGCAAGCCAACAGCUGCUCCCCCAAAUAGCGAGGGCGGUGGAUCCGGACUGGAACCCACUUGGAUUACUUUGAUGAUUAGUUAUGUGCUGGUGAAACUCUAUCGAUAAGAGCAGCACUUCGAAAGAGAGCACAAUCCAAACUUGCCAAACGAAAUUUAGAGAUUAUUAUUUGAAGAGGAGGAAGGAACAUGCAGAUCAAAUUGAUUUUGAUUGAUAUAGAAAUAUACUUGUUGUCCGGCACCUGUACAUACCCCAUACAUACACAUUGUAGCAUAAGCAUCUGUGAUUGUCUAAGAAAAUGUUUAAUAAGUAAUUUGACAUUUAAAUAAAUAUAUAUUAUUGUUUUCGU